This is a messenger RNA of Closterium sp. Naga37s-1, 462 nucleotides long. The record is from the annotation of a GenBank genome assembly. NCBI's taxonomy places the organism in Eukaryota, Viridiplantae, Streptophyta, Zygnematophyceae, Desmidiales, Closteriaceae.
AUGGCUGCGUCGUCCGAGAAGAAAUGCGACAUCACUGUCGGAUCAUGGGUUCCUUCGUCGAAGUAUCCGCAGUAUCAGAACGACUGUCCGUACAUCACGGAUAACUUCAACUGCGUUAAGAACGGACGGCCGGAUGGCGACUUCCAGCACCUCGUCUGGAAACCCAACGGCUGUGAUAUGACCUUAUUCGAUCCCAAGUCAUUUGCGGCUCGGUUCGUGGGCCAAGCGGUUGCUAUAGCGGGUGACAGCACCGGACAGUACCUCUACCAAUCCCUGAGGUGCCGGAUCAGCCAACACUACACUACAGAGGACUGGGAUCCGAAACUCGCUGGGUGGACGGGCCAGGGCUUUAAGGUGAAGCUGCUGGGCACGCGAGUCAUUCUGGUGGAUACGCCCUUCCUCAUGGAGUCAUGGCCGGAUGUGGAGGGCGAGUCCAAGGCCUCUCACCUCUGGCACCCCUGA